CUUUUAGACCUCCGUGGCAGCACCAUGAAGACGUUCGUGCUGCUGGCGUUGUGCGGCGCUGCCUUCGCCUCUGGUGAUUACGAGUCCCACUGCGUGGAAGCGGCCGACCCAGGACCAGUGCAAGGCGCACAUUCCAGCAUGGUGGUUCAACGUGCAUUCGGGAAAGUGCGAGCAGUUCGUUUAUGGCGGUUGCGAAGGAAAUGAAAACAAGUACAGGAGUAAAGAAGAAUGCAGGAAGACCUGCGCCGAACUGUCAACAGUCCUUGAACGUGAACGCCGGGCGCAAGCUCGAGGAAUCGCAGCCACAUGUGAACCCAUUCGCCUGUUACGUGGCACCUGACCAAGGACCAUGCCGUGCGUCCAUCCCUCGCUAUUACUUCGACAACGACACACAAACGUGCCAGAGGUUCACCUACGGAGGCUGCGAGGGCAACGCGAACAACUACGAAACGGCGGAGCAGUGCAAGGCCAGCUGCAAACCUGAGACCGAGUACGAAGGCAAAUGUCUUGCCAGGCCCGAGAGGGGGCCGUGCCUGGCGUACAUGCCUUUGUGGGGCUACGAUGCCAAGCAGGGUCAGUGCGUGGAAUUCAUAUACGGCGGCUGUGACGGUAACGACAACAAGUACACCACUGAGGAAGAGUGCCUAAGCAGCUGCAAGAAAUCAACCCCAGCGUCUUUGAACGUGAACGCUGGGCGCAAGCUCGAGGAAUCGCAGCCACAUGUGAACCCAUUCGCCUGUUACAUGCCACCUGACCAUGGACCAUGCCGUGCAUCCAUCCCUCGCUAUUACUUCGACAAUGAAACACAAACGUGCCAGGAGUUCACCUACGGAGGCUGCCAGGGCAACGCCAACAACUACGAAACGGCGGAGCAGUGCAAGGCCAGCUGCAAACCCGAGACCGAGUACGAAGCCAAAUGUCUCGCCAGGCCCGAGAGGGGGCCGUGCCUGGCGUACAUUCCUAUGUGGGGCUACGAUGCCAACCUGGGUCAGUGCGUGGAAUUCAUAUACGGCGGCUGUGACGGUAACGACAACAAGUACCCCACUAAGGAAAAGUGCCUAAAAAGCUGCAAGAAAUCAACCCCAGCGUCUUUCAGCGUGAACGCCAGGCUCAAGCUCGAGGAAUCGCAACCACAUGUGAACCCAUUCGCCUGUUACGUGCCACCUGACCAAGGACCAUGCCGUGCGUCCAUCCCUCGCUAUUACUUCGACAACGACACACAAACGUGCAAGGAGUUCACCUACGGAGGCUGCGAGGGCAACCCCAACAACUACGAAACGGACGAGCAGUGCAAGGCCAGCUGCAAACCCGAGACCGAGUACGAAGCCAAAUGUCUCGCCAGGCCUGAGAGUGGGCCGUGCCUGGCGUACAUGCCUAUGUGGGCCUACGAUGCCAAGCUGGGUCAGUGCGUGAAAUUCAUAUACGGCGGCUGUGACGGUAACGACAACAAGUACCCCACUAAGGAAAAGUGCCUAAACAGCUGCAAGAAAUCAACCCCAGUGCCUCCGAAUCCCGUGUGCUCUCUUCCAAAAGAGUCCGGGAUGUGCCUCGCCUACUUCCCUCGCUACUACUACAACAGCGUAAGCAAGAAGUGCGAGCAGUUCAUCUACGGAGGAUGUCAAGGAAACGCCAACAACUUCUGGACCAUUAACGAGUGCCGCAAGACUUGCAAUCCGAAGAACCUUAACGCUGGUUUUUUGAACCUUGAAUCGGAACCAAAGCCCACAAACCCCGUGUGCUACGAGCCCAAGAAGGUGGGACCGUGCAAGGCCUACGUGCCUCGCUACUUCUACAACACGACCACCAAGUACUGCGAGCGCUUCGUCUACGGCGGCUGCCAAGGAAACGGCAACAACUUCCCCGAAGUGGAGGAGUGCCUGAAGACCUGCAAAGUCGGAUACGAGAACGUCACCGAGAGGCUUCUGAAACUGCGAGCUCCCCCCAAGAAUUCCACGUGCUACCUGCCAAAGGAGAAGGGACCCUGCUACGGCCACUUCCCCCGCUACUACUACAACUCGACGACCGGCACCUGCGAGCAGUUUAUUUACGGAGGAUGCAUGGGCAACGCCAACAACUUCGAAACGCUUCGCAAAUGCGAGAGAAAGUGCGCAAAUGUCACCCUCACUGAUGAACUCAUCAGGUCCAGACUUACCAGAAGAAUGCGUCUGCACAACCUCACAGACCAGUCCUGGCAGGAGGACACCAAGGAGACCAUUUCUCUAGAGGACCUCAUUCGUGCCCAGCCAAUACUCUCCAGGGAAGUCGUGGGAUGGAACCCGGUGUGCAACGAGACCAAGUUUCCCGGACCCUGCGCCGGCUACUUCCCUCGCUACUACUACGACAACGUGACCAAGACUUGCCAGAAGUUCAUCUACGGCGGAUGCCGGGGCAAUGGCAACAACUUCGUGACUCUCGAGGAGUGCCAGAACACGUGCUGGACAUCCCUGGAGCAGCACUCUGCGACGAUCAUUGGUGCCGUUGAAGUUCCGUUCUGGCCCUUGGCGCCACCUGAAGAGUGCACCUACUCGGUCGAUGCCGGACCCUGCGAUGCGUACAUGCCUCGCUUUUUCUACAACACACUGACCAAGACGUGCGAGCAGUUCAUCUACGGAGGCUGCGGAGGCAACGCGAACAACUUCCGCACCUUCGAUGCCUGUCAGAAGAAAUGCCUGAAGGUGUUUGGCGUCGUUCCCCGCGCCUAAGAAAUAAAUACCCAUUUUCAAUACAAUUC
Molecule: messenger RNA, 2731 nt
Organism: Rhipicephalus microplus (southern cattle tick)
Lineage: Eukaryota; Metazoa; Arthropoda; Arachnida; Ixodida; Ixodidae
Product: papilin
Molecular function (GO): serine-type endopeptidase inhibitor activity
Source: RefSeq, a predicted model, not a curated record